Parnassius apollo (apollo) is the source of this 1116-nucleotide messenger RNA. Lineage: Eukaryota; Metazoa; Arthropoda; Insecta; Lepidoptera; Papilionidae. The record is from the annotation of a GenBank genome assembly.
AUGUACAAAAGCCUAAGAACAAACCUGCCUAAGGAAAUUAUGGGCUUCCCAGAUUUUCCGGUGCCGGAGAGUGACAAGUCAUAUCUACCCGCUAAGGACAUGCUCGCGUUCCUCCAGCUGUAUUCUGAUAAAAACGGCGUCACGCCGUACAUAAAAUUCAAACACCACGUCCAACUAGUGAAACCAAAGGAAGGUCCUGACGGUGAGCUGUGGGAUGUGAGCUUCAAGGAUCUGACCACUGGCGUUUCAGAGACUAGGGAAUACGACUACGUGUUUGUUUGUAAUGGACACUACAACACGCCGUUCAUACCCCGUAUACCAGGACUUAAGGAGUUUAAAGGCGACGUGAUGCACAGCCACGACUACCGCGUCCCCGAGAUCUUCACGGGCAAACGCGUCCUGGUGAUCGGAGCCGGGCCGUCGGGCAUGGACAUCGCACUGGAGGUGACCAGCGUGGCACAGAAGGUGGUGCUGAGUCAUCACCUCAGUGAACCACCACGCACGGUCUUCCCCGACAACCUGGUACAGAAGCCCGAUGUCGAGCGCCUCGAUGGCAACAUCGCAAACUUUAAGGACGGUUCAGAAGAAGAGGUUGACGUGGUCUUCCUUUGCACUGGGUACAUGUACAACUUCCCAUUCCUGCACAAGUCGUGCGGCAUAGUCGUGGAAGAGAACUGUGUGGAGCCGCUGUAUAAGCACCUGGUCAACAUUCACCAUCCAACCAUGUGUCUGGUUGGCGUUCCAUACUACGUGUGCGCGUUUUCCAUGUUCGAUCUUCAGGUGCGGUACUACGUGCGCGCGAUAAAGGGCGAGUUCUCGCUGCCGACGCGGCAGGACAUGCUGCGGCACUGGCGGCAAGAGCUGCGCGAGCGCGCGGCGCGCGGCUACUCGAGGCGCCAGGCGCACAUGAUGGGCCCCGACCAGGAGAGGUACUACGCAUCUCUGGCCUCUGAAGCGGGUACUAAAAACCUCCCGCCGGUGAUCACAAAAAUACGGGAAGAGAGCUCCAUCAGGUUCCUACACAAUUUGAAGCACUAUCGACAAGACGUGUACAAAAUAAUCGACGAUGACACCUACGAAGUUAUAAGUAAUGGGAAACGGGAAAUUCUUUGUUGA